GGGUUAGUGACUUACACUCCAAUUCUCACAUCUACAAGGAACAAAAAAUGCCACCGACUUUAUUUCAGAAACUCUUUAAUAAGCGGAAUGGCUUAAUUUCCCCCAAAGGUUCGAAGGUGGACAAUGCCUUCAGCGUGAUCACUUGACUUUCAUUUUCUGCUGGAGAAUGUUGGCAAAGCAGAAGUAAAUUUAAUCCAUCUCUCUCUUUCCUAUAACUGAAGAAGCAUGGAGAAAAUUGAAGGAUUGACCAAGCAAUAGUACUCAUGCACUUCAAAGUAAUGGUUAUGAAAAUGUAUUGAUAAAAUCAUAUGAACGUGUUGGCACAACAUCUUUCUCGGUGAAUCAUGCAAUGGAGGCUGAACUGGCCAGCUCCAGAGUUCAAUCCCAGCCAGGUAAGACUUAUUGUCUACCAAGAUUGUGAGCGACGAGGAAGAAAUGUUCUGUUUGACUCUAAAGCAACAAAGAAAACUGAGGAAAAUUCAGCUUCAAAAGUUUGCAGUGAUAUCCAAGUGAAGAUUCUUGAGAAAUACUGUCAAACAAAAUGUAGCACAUGUACCAGCUCUUCAGACAGCCUCUCUUCCUCAUCAUCUUCAGCUCCAAAUGCUAAGGAUCAAUCUUCUAAAUGCCAGAAUUCUCGACCAUCCUCGGAUGCCAACAUGCUUGGUGAAAUGAUGUUUGGCUCCGUGGCAAUGAGCUACAAAGGUUCCACGUUAAAAAUCCACCAGAUACGGUCUCCACCUCAACUAAUGCUUAGCAAAGUUUUCACAGCUCGUACUGGAGGUAGUGUCACUGGAAGUCUCAAUACGUUACAAGACAGCCUGGAAUUUAUUAAUCAGGACACUACUGCAUCAAAGCCUUAUCCAGAUCAAAAUGUUUUGAUGAACAGUCUUAUAGGUUUUUCGCAGCUUUGCAGCCCUAGGCGGGCACCAGGUGUUUCUGAGCCAGCACCGCUCCGCCUGAUCCGGAGCGCUUCUUUCUUUGCAGUUCACAGCACCCCAAUGGACAUGCCCAGCAGAGGAAUCAAUGAAGAUCGAGACAGUGGAAUAACACGAUCUGCUUCCUUGAGCAGCCUGCUUAUCACUCCAUUCCCUUCACCAAGCUCCUCGCUUCCAAAUAGUUGUGCAAGCAGCUAUCAUCGUCGUUGGCGCCGCAGUCAGAAUACUAGUCUUGAAAAUGGAGUUUUUCCCAGAUGGUCAGUAGAGGAGAGCUUUAAUAUGUCUGAUGAAAGCUGCAGUUCGAAUCCCUCCAUUGUUCGAAAAAAGAAGAUUGCUAUUGGCAUUAUAUUUUCACUGUCGCUAGAUGAAGAAGAGAAUAACAAGUUUCAUGAAUUCUUCUUUGCUCAUUUUCCACUCUUUGAGAGUCACGUCAACAGACUGAAGUUUGCUAUUGAGCAGGCUAUGAAAAUGAGAAAUAGAAUUUCUGAGACAAACCAACGUGUCCUGGGUUACAGUAGAAUUGUAGAUGCUUUAAAUGAAUUCAGGACUGCGAUACAUAAUCUUUACACAAUGCCAAGGAUUACGGAGCCUGUAUGGUUAACCAUGAUGUCGGGAACACCUGAAAAAAACUUUCUAUGCCAACAGUUUAUGAAGGAGUUUGCUUUACUUAUGGAACAAACAUCAAAGAACCAGUUUCUGCCAGCCCUGAUUACUGCUGUCCUCACAAAUCAUCUUGCCUGGGUCCCAACAGUAAUGCCAAAUGGUCAACCACCUAUUAAGAUUUUCUUGGAAAAACAUUCCUCUCAAAGCGUGGAUAUGCUAUCAAAGUCAAACCCUUAUAACCCCCUAUGGGCCCAGUUAGUCGAUCUACAUGGUGCAAUAGGUUCUCCGGUAAGAUUAGCCCGGACCGUGCUGAUUGGUAAACGACAGGAAUUGGUUCAGCGGCUGCUUCAUUUCCUCACAUACUUCAUUCGAUGCUCUGAGCUCCAGGAAACCCAACUGGUGGUAGAAGGAGAUGGUGAAGCUGAAGUGAGUGAGUCAGUAAUGACCACAUCCCUGGAGAAAGGAGAGGUGGAAGAGUCAGAAUAUGUUGUGGUUACGCUUCACAGGAAUAAAAGUUCACUUUUUCCAACCAUUUUGCAAAAUCAAAACUCUCUUUCACGGGACAGUGCUGCGAGUAUCUAUCGGAGUGAGAAGUGUCCCCUUCAUACUGCUAAAGAGCAACAUGAUAUUACUAGGCAGGAAGAAACAAAUGAUGCAUUCAUACGAUGUCACAGGAAGUUUUGGAAAGCCAAUUGCAGUCCAAGCAGUUGUAGUACAAAUCUUGCAGCUCUCAGCGGAGAAGGUACCAUCAAGCAAUACAAAGAAAGCACAAAUUACCUUCAGGAAGCUAAAACCGAAACAGUGCUUUCUGUCAAAUCUGCUGUUGUAGACCAAAACCUCAUCAUAGAGCCUAUAAUCGAGAAACUGCCUCCUGAUAAACAGCUGUCUACUUCUGUACCCUGUAGUGCAAAUCAACUCCAGAAAAGUCCCAAUUCAAUGGAAAAAGUUACAUUUCAGAUUGGUUACUCACUGUCCCCUGACUCUGAUACCGAAGCCAAGAGAAAUGAGGUCAAUGAGGCACUACAGAAGGGCAUUGAGGAGCUCAAAAGAACACAGAUAGAUGAGGUAUUGCCCAUAACUCUGGACCAAAGCAAAACUAGCAGGAUAAAGGACUCAUUAACCAAUUCAUCCAAUUCUAAAUGGGAUCCUACACUUGAAGGAAGUAUGAGCCUUUUUGAUGAGUAUUUUACUGAGGAUAAUUUAAUAGAAACAAAGACCAUCGAUGAUCUUCCUAAAGAGGGUCAGCAGAAAGUUGGGCAACAAGAUAUUUCAAAAGUAGGACUUUGUAUUCGGGACAAUGAACAGCAACGUGACUUGAAUGGGAACAGUUGCAUGUGCACUUGUAAGGCAUAUGGAAUAGAUUUAGAUUCACAUGUACUCAGUUCUGCUGAGCAGGACUAUAGAGACAAGGUCUCUAUUAAUGACCCCUGUGGGGAAGAAGACCGUCUUCAGAAAAAAGCACCCUUUGGAGUUGAAUGGGACAUCCCUCGAAAUGAGAGCUCAGAUAGUGCCUUGGGUGACAGUGAGAAUGAAGAUGCAGCUCAUGAGUUGUCUAGACAUAGUUACUACAGUACAGAGCAGGAUGACUGGCUGGAACAGAUGGAGCUACCUUUCCCAGGGUCAUAUGUAGUUGAAAUAAGCUGCAAUAAACCCAGUAUGGCAAAUUUUGGAAGGUCCCUUUUUGGUGGCUAUUGCCCUUAUUAUGUAUCUGACUUUGUUCUGCAUGGAACAGGCAGUGACGAAAAGCUGAAGCAGUGUUUGGCAUCAGAUUUAACGCACGCUGUACAACAUCCAGUGUUGGAUGAACCAAUAGCAGAAGCUGUCUGCAUUAUCGCGGACUUGGAUAAGUGGUCAGUGCAGGUUGCAAGUAGCCAGAGACGCACUACAGACAGCAACAAACUUGGCAAAGAAGUACUUGUAUCCAGUUUAGUAUCUAACUUGCUUCAUUCCACUCUUCAGCUCUACAAACUAAACCUCUCGCCAAACUUUUGUAUAAUGCACCUUGAAGAUCGGCUGCAGGAGCUGUAUUUCAAGAGCAAGAUGUUGUCAGAAUACCUUAAGGGCCAAAUGAGAGUACAUGUCAAGGAAUUGGGCAUGGUAUUGGGGAUCGAAUCCAGUGACCUGCCCUUGCUGGCAGCUAUAGCAAGCACUCAUUCACCGUAUGUAGCCCAGAUUCUGCUUUGAAUUGCUCAAUUGCCAAGUCAUGUUAAACCAUUGCAAGGGAAAGGAUUGCACAGACUGGAAGACAGCACCAAAUUCUCUACAUUCUCCAAAUUUUGUAAAUCUUGCUUAAGCGACAAAGCAUCUGUUUUAGCUGCAUGGAAAUGCUACACACAAAAUCACAAUGGCAGGGGAAAAGAGGCUCUGUUUCAAGGCAAAACAGUCACCUUUCUCAACACUCUUAAACUGUCCACGGUCAAAACAACAAUGGAGAAUUUUGGAAGAGGAGACCAAAAGGGAAAGUGAAAUGUUCUUCAGAGUGAGUGUUUGAACAACCACAAUUUGAAACCAAGAGCAUGACAUCACUGUUUUGUCUUCUGAUUAAUCUAGAACCAUGACCUUGCACAUUUGGAAACUUUUUGACUUCAGGGAAGUCAGACUAACCUCUCCUGUUCUUACUGAACCUGAAAAUAUAUUUACGUGUUUUUAUUUUUUUGUACCCUUAUGGACAGAGUAUUUGGAACGAAAUGUUUUGUACGUUUACUUUUACAAAAGCCCUAUUAAGAAUAAACUUCAAAAAUGUCUUUUAAUGUUUUAGGAAGUACAUUGAUGUAACUGACAAGCGGUAAACAAUGCUAAUCAUUGCCUUUUAAUUGGUGAAAUCAUUAUCUCUGAUUGCUGUUGCUAUCAUUUAAGCAUUGAAGCAAUGAAUAUAUGGGGAAUAUAGUCAAUAAAAUCAUAUAGGAAAGCCUCA
This is a messenger RNA of Carcharodon carcharias (great white shark), 4452 nucleotides long. It is a transcript of the gene fnip1, whose product is annotated as folliculin interacting protein 1. Gene Ontology annotation, molecular function: protein-folding chaperone binding; ATPase inhibitor activity. The transcript has 19 exons. The coding region runs from base 345 to 3722 and encodes 1125 amino acids. Lineage: Eukaryota; Metazoa; Chordata; Chondrichthyes; Lamniformes; Lamnidae. The record is from RefSeq and is a predicted model, not a curated record. Gene Ontology annotation, cellular component: cytoplasm.